Messenger RNA from Paramecium sonneborni, 1092 nucleotides. NCBI's taxonomy places the organism in Eukaryota, Ciliophora, Oligohymenophorea, Peniculida, Parameciidae. The record is from the annotation of a GenBank genome assembly.
AUUCAGCUAAUGGUUCUUUAAAUUUCUGUCCUGAAAAUAUUGUUUCUAAAGUCAAUAAUAUACGAAAAUUGUUUAACAGACACAAUUACAGACUGUAAAUACAAUGAUUUUACAAUAACAGGAAUAAGUAAUGCAACUUUAGAAAGUUGUGGUUCAAGUCCUAAAAACUUAAUGAUAGGCCCUUAUGGAUUUUAAACUACUGUAACAAAGACUUUUACAAACAUUCCACCAAAUAAUUAAUUAGAAUUCUCUGUAGGAAUAUGGAAAUUAGAUUCGUGGGAUAAGGAAGGUUUUGAGGUUUACGCUAAUGAUAUAUUAUUGGAAAAUUUAAUUUUGGAUUUGCAUGAAGGAACUAUGAUAUGUAGAAGUGUAAUUUGGGAAGAUAAAUUAGUCAUUGUUACAAAGAAAUUUUAAAUAACAGAAUCUCAGGUAACAAUAAAGUUAAAAGACAAUUUAAAUAAAGAUGUUUGGGGAGAAGAUCUUUGGGAUGGUAUUUAAAUAAAUAAAAUCAAGAAUCAUGGGGAUUUAGAGAAUUUAUUUUAAGAGUUUCUGUUCCUUGUGUUAAUUUUUAUAGUGAAUGCAAUUAUUUGGGAACAUUAUUCUAAAUAUGUCAAGGAGAAUAAUCAAAAAUGUAGCAUAUAAUUCCAUUUCAGAUCAAAUCCAUACUUAUGGGUCCUGGAAUCAUUGUAAAAGUGAAAGGUCCAAACUAUUUUGGAGGAUUAAUUAAAGAAUUUACUACUUCAGACCCUUGCUUUGAUAGUUAUUAAGUUAUACCUAAUUUAUUAUUUCUUAGUUUCCAAAAGUUAUAUAUGAAGAAUGAGCAUAACAUAAAUUUUAUAAUAUAUAUGUUAAUUUUUAAUGGUUCAGUAUUUAAUAUUAAAAUAAAUAUUUCCGAUAAAAUACAAGUAUCAAAAUUUAAUCAAAGUUUAUUUGAAUUUUUGAUCUAGGGUUUCAAUAUAGAUUUAAAUGUAUAUAAAUCGAUAAGUUUCUUAGAAAUUAAAAAGAAAAUAAAAUAAGAUUCUUUAACUCAAAUAUUUAGCUUGUUAGAGUAGCUCUUUGGAUUAUAAAAAUUAGAUUAACUAAAUAAAAUGA